This is a messenger RNA of Acaulospora morrowiae, 214 nucleotides long. The record is from the annotation of a GenBank genome assembly. Lineage: Eukaryota; Fungi; Glomeromycota; Glomeromycetes; Diversisporales; Acaulosporaceae.
UGGUGAAAGAGGUUGUAAGACAGGUGUGAUGUUUACUGAGUGGAACGCAAGUUCAUUUUCAGAUGGUGAGAUUGCUAGUUCUUCUAUAAUGUUGCACAGGAAGUACUUGGAGUUGAGUGAGAUUUUAUUAAUUGUCCAGAGUAAGGAGGCGUUGGUACUCGAGAAAGUUAGUGAGCAAGAGUUAUUGGAAGGUCGGCCUAAGGGACAACCGUGA